This is a messenger RNA of Zophobas morio, 1896 nucleotides long. RefSeq names its product protein FAM114A2. The coding region runs from base 94 to 1773 and encodes 559 amino acids. The transcript has 3 exons. The record is from RefSeq and is a predicted model, not a curated record. NCBI's taxonomy places the organism in Eukaryota, Metazoa, Arthropoda, Insecta, Coleoptera, Tenebrionidae.
CAUGACAACCGCAUUGACAGACGUCAAGUGUGACAACUCACUCAUGUUUAUAAAACAGCUGCUUUUUGAGUAAGAAUCAGUUUUAUUUUUUAAAUGGAGACGUCGGACAGUGAAUAUUUCGAGAGUGCGGACGAGGAUUUUCAGUCCGACGACGAAGACACGAAAACGGUUCGGAGUGUGACGAAUGAUGAAACUAGCGAAAAAUGCGUAAAAUCGGCCACAACGCAAUUGAAAAAUGUGGAAAUUGGGGUAGAUGAUAAUAAAAGCAGCGGCAAAUCUAGUGUAGAUAACGUUCGAAAAGACGACGAAAACAACGUGAGUACGUCCAAAGCUAGAAACGAAUCUUCGAAGAAAUUAGGGACUAGAUUAAGCAAAAAAAGUGACAGUGUAGAGAAGCAUGACGAUAUUAAAGUUGUAGAAGCGGAGAGUCGGAAACCUGAUAUUAAUCCAGCGAGUAAGGACACAAUUUCGAACGAAGAAAACCUGUGGGAUGAAAGUGAAGACUGGGGGCACGAGAAAGAGGAAGAAAACAUGUGGGAUAACGACGAGUGGGAAGCCGUUGAUGAGCCAAGCUCGCAACCUGAGGAGAAAGUGCCUCAAAGUAACACAGCUUGGGGCUCUUGGGGUAACUGGGGCGUGUCUUCCAUCCUCACCACUGCCACUCAAAGCGUGUCAAGCAUAACGCAAGGGAUCACCACAGUUCUAGAAACGGGAAUAGGAGUCCCAGAACCAGAAGAACUCGCUCGAAUAAACCAAACCGAAAAGCAAAAGUUGAAAGAACUGUCGCCCGACACCGAAGAUAAAAGCACAGGUUUUGGGUUAAACAACCUAGUGAUGGGUGUCUCUCACUUGACCAAACUAGUAGAAACCACCAGCACGAAAGUAAUUUCUGGCGGCCUCGACACUCUGGAGACCAUAGGCAAAAAAACAAUGGAAGUUCUGCAAGAGGGGGACCCCGGUUUAAAGAAAAAGCGCGCUUUUUUGAAAAUCGACCAAGACAAACCAGUUCUGUCGCAGCUGCUUCGCGAAGCGAAGGAAAAAGCUGAGGAAGAGAACAAGGUUUUGGAGGAGAAACACUUCGCGAAGAAAGCGAAAAAUUACGAGACUUUGUUUGAUGACCAUCAAGGUCUUGUACAUUUAGAAGCCUUAGAAAUGCUUUCCAAACAAUGUGAUAUUAAAUUACAGACGUUAUUAGAGUCGUAUUCUGGUGAAUCUUUGACUGAGAUGCAAGAAACCAUGGAUCAAGUGAAGGAAUUGUGCGAGCUUCCGGAUGAAGACGAGGACGAGCAAACAAGCUGGAGCGAGAUUUUAGAAAAAUUGAAUUCCGCCGUUUCUGAAAUCAAUAUCCCGAUUUCGUACAAGAAACUCGUUGAUACUUGGGAAGAAACCGAGGUUUGGUUGAAUCAUUUGAAAUUGGAAGUGUGCGACGAGAGGGAGUUGCAUCAACAGGCUGUCGAAACACUGGCGCAAUUAACGGCUUUGGCUGUCGAACAGUUCCACAAAGCGGGGGAGUUGUUGUUGGUGAAAGAGCACAGAAGUACGGCUGACGAAGCAGACAGUUUAGUACAGUUGACGACUUCCCUGACUUCCCUAAUCGGCAUCGUGGCGGCAAAAUUUUCCGAAAAAUUGAACGCCAAAAGUUCUAACUCGAAAAAUAAGGAAGCCAUCAAUGGUUUAAUCACGACCGUGUUUUUUGAGGCGGCCAAUAGCAGUUCAUAUAUUCAAGAUGCUUUUCAACUUUUAGUACCGGUACUUCAAGUGGGUGCAGUAUAGUUUUAAGGAUCUAUAACGUAUAACGUGGGUGUACAUAUAUAUAAUUUAUAAAAAUCUUAAGAAUCAUUCAUUGUUCCUUUUAUAUUAUUGUACUUUUCAUCCAAGUAAACACUUUAGACACUA